AUGGAGCUGUUUUUUACAGUUUUGGGAGGCAUGGUCAUUUUGCUGAUGUGUCUGCAUGUUUCCUUUCCAUAUUUUGUGCACGAUUGCCAGUAUAUUUUUACAUUUCUUGGCAUAAGGUCACAGAGGCUGAAGUACACAAAAAAUAACUACACCAUCCUGGACUGUUUUUUAGACAGAGUGAAAAAACAACCUGAAAAACCUUUCAUUGUGUUUGAGGGUAAAACAUACUCUUACCUGGAACUGGAUAAACAGAGCAACAAAGCUGCAAGAGCCUUACAGAGCCACGGGAGUCUGAGAGAGGGAGACAUCGCUGCUCUUUUCCUAGGAAAUGAACCUUCUUUUGUGUCUAUAUGGCUGGGUCUGGCGAAGAUAGGAUGUGCAGCUGCACUGCUAAAUUACAAUAUCAGGUCAAAAUCUUUGUUGCAUUGCUUCUCCUGCUGUGAGGCAAAGGUUCUCAUCGCUGCAGCGGAGCUGAGAGAUGCUGUUGAGGAGGUGCUGCCAGCACUGCAAGACCAGAACAUCUCAGUCUUCCUCCUCAGUGCAGAAUGUGACACAGUGGGGAUCGAAACCCUCACUGAUAAAAUCAGCCGUGCCUCCGAUGAGCCCCUCUCGCCAGACCUGCGCUCACACGUUACGAUGAAGUCCCCAGCAUUAUACAUCUACACCUCUGGCACAACAGGUCUUCCCAAAGCUGUCACACUGCCUCAGCACAAGAUCUGGGCAGCAAGUUUCUUUCAAGCAAUUAUAGGAGUUACCUCGAAGGAUGUGAUCUAUGUGAAUCUUCCUCUGUACCAUUCUUCUGGAUUACUUAUCGGAGUAACUUCUGCAAUUGAAAGAGGUAUAACAGUUGUUUUGAAGCGCAAAUUCUCUGCCUCUCAGUUCUGGGAUGACUGCAGGAAAUACAAUGUUACAGUGAUACAGUACAUCGGUGAAGUAAUGCGAUACCUCUGCAACACUCCAAAGAAAAUCAAUGACCGAGACCACAGAGUUAGACUGGCUGUGGGCAAUGGCAUCAGGGCCGAUGUUUGGAGAGAGUUUGUGAAUCGCUUCGGCUGCGUCAAAAUUAAAGAGCUGUAUGCAGCCACAGAAGGAAACAUGUCUUUCAUGAACUAUGCUGGAAAAAUUGGUGCAGUUGGAAGAGUUAAUUACUUCCACAGGAAAAUUUUCUCCUAUGCACUCAUUAAGUAUGACAUAGAAAGAGAUGAGCCAGUGAGGGAUGCCCAUGGUCUGUGUGUUGAAGUUCCCAAAGGAGAAACGGGGUUGUUUGUGUCAAAGGUCACAGAAUUUGCACCUUUUUCUGGAUAUGCAAACAAUCCUCAGCAAACGGAGAAGAAGCGCCUGCAGAACGUUUUUCAGAAAGGAGAUCUGUACUUCAACAGUGGAGACCUGCUGAGGAUUGAUCAUGACAAUUUUGUCUAUUUCCAGGACCGUGUUGGGGACACUUUCAGAUGGAAAGGGGAGAAUGUGGCCACAAAUGAAGUGUCAGAUGUCCUCACAAUGAUGGAUUUUAUCAAGGAGGCAAAUGUGUAUGGUGUUCAUGUGCCAGGCCAUGAAGGGAGGAUAGGAAUGGCAGCAGUAAUGCUGAGAGAAGGCAGAGAGUUUGACUGUUCCAGCAUUUUCAGCCACGUGGUCAAGUACCUGCCAGCUUACGCCAGGCCAUGCUUUGUGCGGAUUCAGAAUUCCUCGAGUAUAACCGGAACAUUCAAACAGAUUAAGGUCAAGUUGGUCGAAGAAGGCUUCAACCCAGAUUUGAUUCAGGAGCCUCUGUACUUUCUGGACAAAAAACAAAGGGGCUACAUACAAAUGACACCAGAUAUUUAUAUGUCAAUUGUAUCAGGAAAUAUACAGCUAUGAAUGUACUUUUUCGUGCAUUUUUAACAGCUUCUUUACAAAAAAGGAUUUGUUAAACAAGAUCUCUUUCUCGGAGUCAUCUAAAAAAUGCUCAUUGCCUGUAUUUUUAUAUUAUACAGCCUUCCUUGUUCAUCUUUAUCAAGGGUGCUAUACUAUUCUUACCUACACAAAUAAUGCCACACAAUUACACACUUGGCACCUUACUUGUGAUAUCCAUGAUUGACGCUUGAACCUAGGGGGGUGUAAGGACUUUCAUAAUGUUUUUAACACUGACCUUUCGUCUUGGUUCCUUGUUUAGUCAGAUAAGGUGUUUCUUGUUCUGGUGUUGUUUGCUCAGAGCAACUCCAUGGUCCUCGUUUAUCUACAUGCCCACUAGUGGCUAAAAAGUGUCAUAGCAAGCCACAGAUAAUAGGUUUUAUUCUUUUGCCAAAUCAAAUAAGAGAUUGUGUAUGUUCCACGGGAGAGGGGCUCAAUAGGGCCUCAUGCUGACAGACACCAAUAACACACUCCAAAGGCAAUGAAAAGCCUAGGAAUCAAGACUAGACAGUGAAAACUUUCUUAUACCUGCACUUAGGGAGUGACUGAAUACACUUGACUAUUCAGAAGCAGUGAUGAACCUUCCAAUUAUUUAUAAAUAGCGGGGGGUGACUAUGUAUGAAAAGGGAUGUAAUUCCUCCAUGUAUCACCUGAUAUAGAUAUAAAUACCCUCAAAUCAAAGGGGAUCAAAAGCCUCUUAAUGUCACAUUUAUUUCAUAAUCCAAUGUGCUGGAGUACAGAAUAACUGCACUGUGUAAUAAUAAUAAUAUGGAUAAAGAAGCAUGUUAACUCUAUAACUGUAGGGCCAAUCCACAUCUAAUUAAUCACAAUCCUUAAUCACUCCCUACUCCCCAGCUAGACCACUCCGGUCUGCAAGCUCUGGUUGCCUUAUGGUUCCCCCUCUAUGAGCACCU
Conger conger (European conger) is the source of this 2801-nucleotide messenger RNA. RefSeq names its product long-chain fatty acid transport protein 2-like. Gene Ontology annotation, molecular function: long-chain fatty acid-CoA ligase activity; long-chain fatty acid transmembrane transporter activity. NCBI's taxonomy places the organism in Eukaryota, Metazoa, Chordata, Actinopteri, Anguilliformes, Congridae. Bases 1 to 1854 code for a protein of 617 amino acids. The record is from RefSeq and is a predicted model, not a curated record. The transcript has 10 exons.